ACACCCCUGGUUUAAUUUAUUAAGUAAGGGGUUCAAAAAUAACCUCGAACUGUUCCUUUAACUCAUGAUGUCGCAGAAACCAGAGCGAGCAGAGGACGGGACGCUUGGUGAGGUAAUCGUGACUCUCGGGAUAGUUACUGCCUGACCACUUUUGUUUUCGGAUUUAUUUUUUUCCUUUUUCCUUACAGGUUUAGGGUUUUGUUAAGCUUGUGGGUACAACAGCAGGAGGAGGGGGGACACGGGUGUGUGAUUAAGUUUAUUCAGCCGGAUCCGGAUUAUUUUUCUUUUCUUUGCGAGCGUGUUUCCCUCUUUGCUGAAACCAUGAUGUGGUCCUCCUUCUUCUUUGGUUUAUUAAUCGCGUGUACAGGAAACCCUGCAAGUUCCUCCUGUUCAUUAAAAAUGAGUCCCUCUAGAGUUGUGGUGAAAUUUGAAGGCUCCUUUUCAGCCAACUGCACCUCACUAUCUAACGAUACCGAAGGAAUGGGCUGGGAGUCUCCAUAUGGAGGAGUGGACCUUACCCAGAAUGUCACUUCUCUUGACUUUAAAAUUGACUCUGUGCCAGAGUGGGAGUUGGGGCCAAUGUGUUAUACGAAUUCCCGUGAUGGUGGUCAGUGUACAGAAGUGUUACCAGUCACUGUUUAUAAAAUGCCAGACAGUGUGUCAUUGAGACAGAAUUCAACUACAGUGAAAGAAGGUGAACAGUUUGCCAUACAUUGUGACAUUGUUAAUGUUGCACCAGCAAGAAAUCUCUCUGUGCUUUGGCACAAAGGAAAUAAGAUCUUAAAUUCUGAGACAUUUGAUGACUCCAGACCAUCUCCAGUCAGUAAGUCAUCUGUCCUCACUCUGACUGCUCAUGGAGAUGAUGAUGGAGCUGAGAUCUGGUGUGAAGCAAAACUAAACCUGUGGCCAGGAGAACAAGGUCCAACCAUGAUGCGCUCAAAGUCACAUAGUGUGACUGUACUCAGGGCUCGAACAACCUUUGGAGUCAUGCUGGCAGUAGGUGUGGCCGUUGGAGUUUUGCUCCUCAUUGCUGGUGCAUUUUUUGUGACACCCAAUGGCACAUUCUCUUUCAACAAAAGCCGCUAUCAACCAGGAACUCCCUCAGGAUGAGUAUAAGAAAAUCCUGAAGGAGAAUAUGCAGCCCUGAACCUCAAGCAUGAUUGGAUUGUGCAGCAGAUCCAGAACAGACCAGCAUGUCCACCUCUGAAUGGCUACAGAAAAAAAAAUUAAUAAAUUAAGGCACCGUCAAACUCACAGGAAAUGCAAAGCAUUUAUAAACUGCCUUUCCUUAUCACCUGUCCUGACAGCAGUGCACACCGCAGUUUUCUUAUUUAACUUCACUCUUCCAUAUGUGCCAUAUUCAAUGUCUGUAUGAAAUGUAUAUUCAGUUUAAUAUUUGAUGUAAAUCCAAAACUUUAUGUUUAUUUAUGAGAAAAAGUAAAGCCUGAAUAACUUAGUGUUGAAAAUAAACCGCACACUGAUGUGUUAAUGAUCCGAAUUAUUGAAGGGUUAAUGGAGUUCAAGUUCUUCGUGUGAAGGCUGAGGAGAACUUUAUAACAUAUUUGUAUUUGUUUGUAUGUGCUGUAAAUAUUUGUCACUUAGGCAAAAGUGUAUUUUCUUAUUAAACAUCUUAUUGCUAUUAAUAUGUAUGUAAACAGCAGUUAUUAAUGUAAUAAAGGAACAUAAAAUAUACAAGGUUUUAAACCUCUUUGCCAGUAAUUCAGAAUAGCUGUUUUCUUUGGUUGUUGUCAUGAGCAAAAUUAAAAUCGAAAGGAAAAUUGUAGGCCUAGAUACAAACUCAGUAACCUAGCAUACAAGCAUACCAUUGUAUUUAAAUCACUAGGAGCACAAUAUAGUUUUGUCUCAGCCUGCUGCACAGACACAAGGUAUAUAUGGAAAAACUCUGCUCUGUCCUGCACACAGAUUUGAUAUCUCUAUAAAAGGCAUAAACUGCUUAUUUUGGGAACAUUUGGUGCACAUGAAACAAACGGCACCUGAAUUGGCAGUGUUUUGUUGGAGUCUGUCCUCGGGAGGGUGCUGUGGGAGAAUCCAAUUGGUUUUCAGGUAUGGACGCCUUCAAGUGCAGUCGGGAAUAUUGCUAUUAUAGACAUUUCUACCCAGUAUGAAAAGACGAAGCUCCAAGCCUUGCGACUUGGUUGUAUAAAAACUGCAUACAAAGUUAUCAUUUACAUGCUUUAAAAUUGAUGAUUGAAUGCUCAGUUUUUUUUGUUUUUUUUUAAUUGAGUAAUUAGCUGAAACUAAAGGUUGAGCCGAGGUUAAAUGAAACUAGUUGCUAUUCAGCAAACGUUUGAAGGUUUUAUUCAAAAUUAAAUUAAACGUUUAAUUUAUUAAGUAAGGGGUUCAAAAAUAACCUCGAACUGUUCCUUUUAACUCACGAUGUCGCAGAAACCAGAGCGAGCAGAGGACGGGACGCUUGGUGAGGUAAUCGUGACUCUCGGGAUAGUUACUGCAUGACCACUUUUGGUUUCGGAUUUUUUUUUUUUUUUUUUUUUUUGUCCUUACAGGUUUAGGGUUUGGUCACAGCUUGUGGGUACAGCAGCAGGAGGAGGAGGGACACGGAUGUGUGACUAAGUUUAUUCAGCCGGAUCUAAUUUAUUUUUCUUUUCUUUGCGAGCGUGUUUCCCUCUUUGCUGAAACCAUGAUGUGGUCCUUCUUCUUCUUUGGUUUAUUAAUCGCGUGUACAGGAAACCCUGCAAGUGCCUCCUGUCCAUUACAAAUGAGUCCCUCUAGAGUUGUGGUGAGAUUUGGAGACUCCUUAUCAGCCAAGUGCACUUCACUAUCUAACCAGACUGAAGGAAUGGGCUGGGAGUCUCCAUAUGGAGGAGUGGACCUUACCCAGAAUGUCACUUCUCUUGACUUUAAAAUUGACUCUGUGCCAGAGUGGGAGUUGGGGCCAAUGUGUUAUGUGAAUUCCCGUGAUGGUGGUCAGUGUACAGAAGUGUUACCAGUCACUGUUUAUAAAAUGCCAGACAGUGUGUCAUUGAGACAGAAUUCAAGUACAGGGAAAGAAGGUGAACAGUUUGCCAUACAGUGUGACCUUGUUAAUGUUGCACCAGCAAGAAAUCUCUCUGUGCUUUGGCACAAAGGAAAUAAGAUCUUAAAUCCUGAGACAUUUAAUGACUCCAGACCAUCUCCAGUCAGUAAGUCAUCUGUCCUCACUCUGACUGCUCACAGAGAUGAUGAUGGAGCUGAGAUCUGGUGUGAAGCAAAACUAAACUUGUGGCCAGGAGAACAAGGUCCAACCAUGAUGCGCUCAAAGUCACAUAGAGUGACUGUACUCUACCCACCAACCCUCACCAAGCCUGAAAAUGAGACUCUGGAAAUGACAGUUGGUGAAAAUAUAACUUUAAAUUGCAACGCUAAAGGAAACCCUCCACCAUCAUACCGCUGGGAAUUCCCAAAAUUCUCAAAAGAAUUUCACAACAAAGAAGAAGUGAUUGAGCCAAUUUUGACCCGAACAUUUGAGCUUCCAGGGGUCUAUACCUGCACAGCCUAUAGUGACCAAGGCACUGUGACCAAAUAUUUCAAUAUCAGCGAAGCUCCAAGGUCUCGAACAACCUUUGGAGUCAUGGUGGGAGUAGGUGUGGCCGUCGGAGUUUUGCUCCUCAUUGCUGGUGUAUAUUUUGUGACACCUAAUGGCACAUUCUCUUUCAACAAAGGCGGCUAUCAACCAGGAACUCCCUCAGGACCAGUAUAAGACAGACUUUUUUUUUAAAUUCAGAUUUGCAUGGAUAUUAUUUUUAUUUGUGUUAAUGAUUUUAUUUGGUGCUUGGACCCAAAAUUCUGUAACAUGCCUGUUGAUGGCCGAGGGACAUGUCUGCUCUGCAUGCUCCGUGGGUGUUCUUCUGUUCAAAGCUGUAGCUUUAAAAAUGCAUUAUCUUGUCAGCUAUCUCUAAAGCUGCACUAAUCAAUGCUGCCUUAACAAACAUAUAUAAUACAGGAAAUGUGUUUAAAUGCACCGCAGUAACCUUUAUAAGUCUGUGUAAAAAAAAAAUGCAACAGAUAAAUAAUUAGAUUUCAUCCCCACUACAGUCUUAUUUUGGAAGCAUGAUGUGCUUGCUGGCCUGUUUUGGAAAUCUUUACUACACAACUACUUCCUGUUUCAGUUUUAAUCAGGCUAAUUCAAACCUUUUUGCAUAUGGAUGCGAUGAUUUCCUCUCCUGCACAUUUGCACAAGUCUGUAGCUGAUGUCGAGAUGGUUACUUGAGUGCACAUAAACUCAUUUAAUGAAUCAAGCUGAUGUUGGACUCAGGGGAAUUAACACCUAACAGGAGCUCUUUUUUCUAGCUCAUCAUUUUGGUUUUAUGGCUUUCACAUAUACUGUAUGGUUUGUUCUGUGCUGAUUAUCAGCUUUGUGCUGCAGCAAAGCUCUGAUGAAGCCACUAUAUCCUGUCCAUGCAAAACUACAAAUGAAGAUGAAGUUCGUGAAGAAGUGCCUCACAUCUAUCAGAGGAAUUAAACGGAGCAUAUAUUUUGGACACAAUUGCUGUAAUACGUUGAUACACCUAUAUAUGGUCAGUAGAGUGGAUUUCUCAGCUUUUUGUGCGGUUGUGCUUUUGGGUUAUGUUUCUCAUCUAGUAAUUGUGUUAAAAAAAAAAUAUUGUUUUUGUUAUUCAUAUGACUUGAUAAUUAGGUACUAUUUAAUAGCAACUCUUGCCUCAUCUGAAUUGUGGACCUCUUGUGUGUCUUUAAAAAAAUAACAAUUCAUCAAGAAAUACAUUAAAUAUUUGCAUUAAAAAACUAAUUUUUUUUAAGCAAAAUUAGCAAUUCUAUGUCAGCAUUUUAUGUAUUCAUUUUGUUUCUACUCAUCUAAGCAUGUAAUGCUUUAGAGGUACUUUAUAUGGAAUUACUUGAGAGCACAAUGUAGUAAUUACUUUUCAUUUUGGGAUAUGCAUAAGUUAUUCAUAUUUCUUUCUCUUUUUUUGUAAAAUUUGAUUUCUGUACGCACUGGUACAUCUUUUGGAUCGCUUCAUAAUUUUUGCACUGAAUAGACUGAUGGAGUUUAUCAAGUAUUGCGCCAACUUUUGACAUGACACAACAGUUGUUUUACUGAGUCUGCAUUGUACCAGAGUUUGUCUAAUUGUACCAGUGACAUGUUUAAAAAAAAACACUACAUGUGUGUGAUUGUGAAUGCUUAAUUAAACAAGAGCGUGAGAGAGCUUAUGAAUCCUCGAGGCAAAGUCAAA
This is a messenger RNA of Oreochromis niloticus (Nile tilapia), 5207 nucleotides long. RefSeq names its product cell adhesion molecule 3. The record is from RefSeq and is a predicted model, not a curated record. Gene Ontology annotation, molecular function: integrin binding. Gene Ontology annotation, biological process: cell-cell adhesion. NCBI's taxonomy places the organism in Eukaryota, Metazoa, Chordata, Actinopteri, Cichliformes, Cichlidae. The transcript has 9 exons. The coding region runs from base 2660 to 3718 and encodes 352 amino acids. Gene Ontology annotation, cellular component: membrane.